Indicator indicator is the source of this 5115-nucleotide messenger RNA. It is a transcript of the gene PROB1, whose product is annotated as proline rich basic protein 1. Gene Ontology annotation, cellular component: nucleoplasm. The record is from RefSeq and is a predicted model, not a curated record. NCBI's taxonomy places the organism in Eukaryota, Metazoa, Chordata, Aves, Piciformes, Indicatoridae. Bases 1 to 5115 code for a protein of 1704 amino acids. The transcript is spliced from 5 exons.
AUGGCGGUGGGCGCUGAAGGCUUGGGCAGCCGCCAGCCCGGCACCUCCCCGGGGCCGAGAGCUCAGCUCCAGAAGCGCAAGCGGAGCCGCCGGAGCCCCGAGACCCUGCCCGCGGCCCACCCAGGCCGAGGAGCUGGGGCUGCGCGCAGGGGGUGGAGCAUCUGGUCACGCCUCCAGGGGCGGGGCCAGCGCAGGCCGCGCCCCCUGGCACCGCGUGUGCGAACGUGGCGGGGGAGCUGCUGCCAGCCGCGCCUGGUCCAACCUGGACGCAGGGGACCGGGAGUGACGGCUCCGAAGCAACCUCUCCCUGCGGCCCUGCCUGUGCUGGGCCCCGGCCCCUGCGCUGGCAGCUGCGGCGUGAGACAUAGGAGAGAAUCGCACCGGCAGCGGGUGCCGAGGAGGCGGAUGGACACCGGGCGUGCCGCGGUACUUUCCAGCCUCCCCCGCAGCCUCCGGUUUGGGGAGCAGUGGUGUGGGGUGAGAGGGCAGAGCUGGCAGCCCCCCGGCAGACCCCUCAAGCCGGGGGUGGCGGUGACAUCCCUGCAAUGCUCUUGGCAUCGCCUCCCCCGGGCUGGCGCUCGCUGCGGUCCAUGUGAUCGAGGGGCUGCUCCGUCCCGGCGCUGGGUCCAGCCGCCGCCGCGACGGCGACAGAGACAGAAGGUCGAUCCAGCAGCCCCAGCGGAGUGUCCCCAGCACCGAGGUGGGACCCCCAACACGGGCUGGUACCUCCCCGGGGUCAUAAUGCCUCGUGGGAAAAGGGACCCAGUCCUGCUGUCCCAGGCUGAGCUGCCCGUCACCGAUGGCGAGGGUCCCCGCAGCGGCGUUGAGGGCCGGAGGUCCACGUCGGAGGAGGAAGGCCACCUCCCCGGCCUCCCCCGCGACGACCUCACCAAGAGCAUGUCAGGCUCCUCCGUCUCCUCCUACCACUCUGCCCUGUGCUCCGAGGGGACCGAGACCUUCAAGGACUGCCUGGAGUUUCUGGACGAGGAGGCGCCGGUGCCGAGGGACACGGGGCAGCGGGUGGCGGGGGCCCCCAGCGUCCCCCCGCCGCCCGUCCCCCUCAGCCGCCCGCAGCAGGCUCAGCUGUCCGUCGCGGCUAAGAAUAGCCCAGCGCUGGGGCAGGGGGGCAGGAUGGGUCCCCUCGGCGGGGACCGGCAGCUUGCCACCGCUGCCACCACCGCCAGCAGAGAGCUGCCUCUGCCCCGGCAGCCCGGGGGGAUGCUCGGAGGGGCACCCAGCGAUUCGGACGAGGCGGACGGCGAGGUGCGGGCACUGACAGCCAGGGCUUUCCGCAGCCUUUCAGGGCUCCCCGGUGCCCACCUCGACAUGUGCAGCUCCCACACCUCCUCCAGCCUCUCCAACUCCCUGUCGGAGGACGGUGGGCGACCGCGGCGGUGGCCAGUGGACAGCGGUGAAGCUCGGGGCACGGUGCUGCUGGGCUUGCUGGGGAAGGAGCAGUUCGAGUGUGUGGAUGUGGAGCUGGAGAGUGGGGAGGCCAGGAAGGGCCACUGCAAGAAGAGGACUGUCCCCAAGCGCCAGAUCCUGCUGAAGAGGAAGGAGAGGAAGGAGACGAGUUUUGGCCCGAGGGGGGACAUCUCGGUCCCCCAACCUCUGCCUCCCACCAGGAAGGAGCCCCUUAGCAAGGGCAGGGCCGUCGGAGAGGACUUCAAGCUCAACUACAAGCAGUUCAUGAAGACAGCAUCCCUGGACACCAACGCUGACAAGACCAGAGCAGCCUCUAGCCUGGUGAAAAACGUCCUCGCCAAGAAGAUGCAGUACGAGCAGAUGAUCAAGAUGGAGCAAAAGGGGCUGCGGGGCAGCUCGACCUCCUCGGGGCCGUCCUCCGCUGGAACAGACCUGCUCGGGGAUGGCCUGGAGGGCAAGUCCAGCUCGCUUUCUCGCUCAGAUUGCAGCUUCUCAGCCGAAGACUUAAGGGGCAGUGGGAUGCUGACAGCUACAGUGGACACAGUGACUAUGGGGGACACCACCACCACCACGCAUCCCGCCAAAGGGGUGGUGCUGAGUGAAGCGAUGAGGGAAAACGUCUGCAAGCUGAAAAAGACCUUCAACGAACUCAACGAGAGGAUGAAGUAUCAGGAGGUGCUGGAAGGCCACCGGCUGCCUGACGCAGAUGAGGAGCACGAGUCGGAGAGGACUCGCUACCGGCGAGCACGAGCCUUGUUUGAAGCCCACUCCGGGGUGGGGAAGGCCUUGGAUGUUGCCCCCAGAUUUGAGAGGGUGCCAAAGCCGUGGCCCAGCUUGAGGGAGAGAGCCAUCUGGCCCAGCCACCCCCAGCCCCGCCGCUGCGAGCCCAACAGCCGGGCGCUCCCCGCCCUGCCUUCACGCCAUCUCUUCACCUCCCGGGCGCAGGAGGUGAAGCUGCUGCCACAGAGCCAGCAGGAGGAGAAGCCACCAGUGGUGUCCCAGCAGCUGCCCGGCCCUGGCUCCCCAUCCCGCGGGUCCCCACCGGCCAUUCCCCCUAAGCCGAAAGGGAAGGGGAAGGUGUGCAUCCCGCAGCCCCGGGACGUGCGCAAGCUGGUGAAGAACAGCUACAGCCUCUGCUUCGGGACUGCCAGCACAUCCCGUGGCACAUCCUGUGGCACCAUGGCACCAGCAAGCAGUGGGGAGCCACCCCCAGCCGCCCCACUUGUCAUCCACUGCACAUCGGUCCGACGCCAGGAGCCUGUGACAGAGCCAGGGAAUGAGGGGGGGCUGGCAGCCACCAGCCACCAGCCAGCCCCGGCGUGUGCUGAGGGACCCACGAAGCUCACCAGCAGCCAGCCCUCGCCUACUCAGGGCUCCCCUGUCCACAUCACGAGGGUCCAGGCCACACGGAGAAGGGUGGCCGCUGCGGAGGGGCCACCGACAUCGCCCCCACACCGAGAGCGAAGCGAGCUCAGGGUGCCACCACGGGCACCGGCAGCCGAGGGCGUGCCACACGUGGAGACGCACCUCCACGUCCUGGUGGGCCGGAGAUCCCCAGUCAGCACUUCUUUUGGGACCUCUGCAGUCCCCAUCCCGGAGGGGGCCAGGGACGGCUCGCCGGCUCAGAGCAGUGCGGUGCUGCGGACGGAGAAGACCGUUCUUCUCCCACCAUCGCCAUCGAGUCCCACGGAGGGGAAGAAGGGACAUGGCCAUGGUGGCACCAGAGCGCUCCAGGGGGCUGAGGAGCUUGAAUCAGCGGUGCAGCAGCAUGGCAGCAGCGACCACAGGGACCCCCACGCUGGACCCCCGGCUGGCGACAUCGUGCACCCACAGCCUGUGAAUCCAGCAGCAAGAAGAGCACCAGAGCCACCCACGAGAGAGCAGAGGCAGAAGCAGCCAGUCAGCCAGCCGGUGUCAGCAGGGUGUGGUGGCUUUGCUGGUGGUCCGGGUGCUGCUGCCCCGUUUCGAACUGGGGAGGGUGGUGAAGGUCCCUCUGGCCAGUUGCCGGAGCAGAGGGAAGCCUGGGAGCAUUUACCCAAGUGGCCAUUGGUCACCGAGCCACAGCUUCCUCCUGCCCCAGCAGACACCUCCAACUACUUGGCAAUUCCCGUGAAAGCCCCCAGAUCCUCUCCCAUGCCAAAGCUGCCCUUGGUCCCCAGCCCAGCCAGUGCAUCCUCUGGGACCUCUGCAGUCCCCAACACAGCCAGCACGUCCUUUGGGACGCCCUUGGUCCCCAGUCUAGCCAGCACAUCCUUUGGGACCUCUGUAGUUCCUAACACAGCCAGCAUGUCCUCUGGGACCCCACUGAUCCCCAACCCAGCCAGUGUGUCCUUUGGGACCCCUUUGGUCCCCAAUCCAUCCAACUUGCCUUUUGGGACCCCUUUUGUCCCCAACCCAACCAGCAUGUCCUUUGGGACUCCUGUGGCCCCCAACCCAACCAGUGUGUCCUUUGGGAUAUCUGCAGUCCCCAACGAGCCCACCAGCACAUCAUUUGGGACCCCCAUGGUCCCUAACAUGACCAACUCACCCUUUGUCUAUCCAUCAGCCUCCAGCCUGGCCAGCACAUCAUUUGGGACCUCCUUGGCCUCCAAUCCCACCAACAAGUCUUUUGGGACCCCUUUGAUCCCCUACCUGUCCAGUGCCUCCUUUGGGACCCCUUUGGCUCCCAAUCCAUCCAGUGCAUCCUUUGGGACCCCUUUGUUCCCAAAUCCAUCCAGUGCAUCAUUUGGGACCCCCUUGGUCCCAAAUCCAUCCAGCACAUCAUUUGGGACCCCCUUGGUCCCCAAUCCAUCCAGUGCACCCUUUGGGUCCCCCUUGAUCACCAACCCAAUCCCCACUUCCCUUAGGCACCCGUCAGUCCCCAGUCUAGCCAGCACAUCUUUUGGGACCUCUGUAGUUCCUAACCCAGCCAGCAUGUCCUCUGGGACCCCUUUUGUCCCCAACCCAUCCAGUGUUCCGCUGGGAACUGAUUUGCAUCCCCUGCCCAGUGGGGAAGCACCUUGGAGCAAGCCUGGCCCCGAGCCCCCCCUGCCCCAGCCCCACGAGGGUCUGGUGGCUGCAGAGCAGCCAGUGCUGCUGCCCUCAGCCCAGCCCCAGCCUCGCCUCGAGGACCCUCACCACUUCCUAAGGAGGACUGACGGAGCCUCACCAAGCAGCAAGACCAUGCCGAGUCCCACCAAAGCCUUCGCCCCCCAGCCAUCCCCACACCGGAGGAUGCUCGUGGAUCCCGACAGCGGGAAGUGCUACUACAUGGAGCCACCGCGGCAGCCCCAGCUGAAGACACUCUAUGACCCCGAGACCGGGCAGUACCUGGAGGUGCUCAUCCCACCGGCGGCAUCGCACACGGGGCUCUACCAGGCUCCUUUCAAUCCCCUGGUGUUGGCCCCGGGGGUCUAUGGCCCACCCCACGUGCCCUACAGCAGCUUUCCAGGGCUGAUGGCAUCCCAGCCACCCUCUGCACCCUCUCCAGUGCGCCCUGACCAGUCACCUGCCGAAAAUCCCAGCUUCUCCGGGACCUUCAGCUCUGCUCCCAAAGGCGAGGGGCCACCCACUACCGGGGGUCCUGACUGCGGCUACCUGGAGAGCCUCUACUACAUCCCCACGGGCAUGCGGGCCAGCCCCGGCCCCAGCCAUCCCCCUGCCCACACCAACCCUCCUGAGCCCGAGAAGGGACCGAUGCCCCGGAUGUGA